Perkinsus marinus ATCC 50983 is the source of this 1245-nucleotide messenger RNA. RefSeq lists its product as hypothetical. The coding region runs from base 1 to 1245 and encodes 414 amino acids. Gene Ontology annotation, molecular function: RNA binding. NCBI's taxonomy places the organism in Eukaryota, Perkinsozoa, Perkinsida, Perkinsidae. The transcript is spliced from 9 exons. The record is from RefSeq and is a predicted model, not a curated record.
AUGGCCUCUUCUGGCGUUAUGCCUGCAUCACGGAAAGGAGAUAAUAAUGAUAACACGACUGUGACCCUCAAGAUGGAGGAACGAAAGUUAUUCCUCGGCGGUCUGCCGUACAAUUGUGGGCAGCGAGAACUGAGAGAAUACUUCUCCCAGUUUGGUGAUAUAGAUGAUGCAACAGUUAUGAUCGAUCACCUCACUGGACGAUCUCGAGGCUUCGGCUUUAUUACCUUCCAAUACUCUCAGGAUAUGGAGGUUUGUCUUGAUAAUAUACCCCACGUGGUAAUGGAUAAGACAAUAGACGUUAAGCGAGCAGUAGAGGGUGGUCUUGGGCCAAGAGGCUCACGACAUCAUCAUCAACAACAACAACAACAACAACAGCAGGGUGGUGGUGAUGAUGAUAUGAAGGGGUCUUGGAGUAGACAUACCAAUUACUAUUACUUCUAUGGCAGAGGGGUUUUUGGUGGUGGUGGUGGAAAAGGAGGAUAUAGGGGAUACGGUGGUGGGAAGGGGGGCGGCGGCAAAGGGGCUUUAUCAUCAUCACUACCUUAUCGGGUACCUGAUGAUCCAUGUAAGGUCUUUAUUGGUGGUCUACCACCUUCCGCUGAUGAUGAUAGCUUGACUGAUAUGCUUGCUCAAUAUGGUACCCUUGUUGAUUGUAAUGUAAUGAUUGAUAGAGGCACUGGACGUAAUCGUGGCUUUGCGUAUGCAACUUUUUCGACACCUGCUGGUGCUAAUGCUGCUUGUCGUGGUGGAGAUAGUAACAUGAUGGAUGGCAAAUGGGUUGAAGUAAAGCCCUGCACUCGGCUUGAGUUCCCCUCCAUGGACACGUCCAAGCCUACCUCUAGCACUGUGUAUCGAUGCCAACAACAACAACAAUCACAGAAGGACGAGCCUCCCAGCCAAGCAGGUCCGAAGCCCCAGCACCACCACCACCAGCAGCAGCAGCAAAAGGAGUUCUCUGACGACCCGUGUAAAGUUUUCCUAGGUGGCCUUCCACAGUCAGCUGAUCAGAAUCGUGUUACUGAGUAUUUAUCUCAGUAUGGGGAUGUACAGGACGUUACUGUUAUGUACGAUAGGAAUACUGGUAGACAUAGGGGCUUUGCUUAUGCAACCUUUGAAGUAGUCGACCGUUUCCGUUCAUUGACUGUUAUUGCCAUCAUCAUGAUCAUCAUUGUUGUUGUCGUCGUUGUUGUCAUCGUCGUUGCUAACGUUGUUGUGACCAUAGAGUGUUACCAUCAGCACCCGUGA